AGGUCCCAAAACUGGAAACUCAUUCAGUCCCUUCUGAAUGGAGUGUCUUUAACAUGAGAGUGGAGGACUUAACUUUCAGCAACGUAAAUAUGAGAGCCCUGCAUUCGCUCCUCGUCGGUGCCUUCCUGACCCUGCUGCUCUGCCUCCCCAGUCCCAGUUCUGGAGAAUCCUACUUUGGAGACAGCCACUGUAUGUUUCAGUCCAUCCAAGAUGUCUCCACCUUCACGCUGUCACUACAGAUGAAGACGAGUCGGCGCAGCGGGCUGCUGUUACUGGCUGCAGGGAUGGAAGACUACCUGUUCCUUGAGCUCCAGAACGGCAAAAUACAGGUGCGGAUGAACAUGGGAUCUGGAGAAGUAACACUAACCUCAUCUCAAGGAGUACAGCUCAGCAAUCUUCUUGAUCACAAAGUUGCACUGACACUGCAGGAUGGCAAGCUCACAAUGACAAUUGAUGAUCUCUACCCAACAUACGUCCCUGUGAGCAACGAUGGGGAAGAGCUCAAUAUUGACAAGGGAAUUUGGCUCGGAGGAACGGGAAACCUGGACGCUCCCUACCUCAGCAAUGCUAUUCCCCCCUUCCGUGGCUGCAUGACUCAGGUCAAUUUCGAAUCCCAUCAUUUUAGUCUUCUCAGCCCACUGCUUAAACAAUGCCACGACACGAAGGAAUCCUGCAGCAGUGAGUUUGAGGCUGGGGAUGGGGAGACAACUAGUUUUAGCACUCCUGAUUCCUUUGUGUCAUUCUCCACCUGGAGCAGGGCUAGUGGUGCCCCAAGGACCUUAGAGUUCCUAAUGAAAACCACCAUUGAUGAUGCGUUACUUGCGUUCCACCCUGGCCGAGAGUCAGACUUCAUUGCUAUUGGAGUUGUGGAAGGCCAUCUUAAAGGUAUGCUGGAACUCGGCAGUGGUGUGGGGACACUGGAAAAUACCAAGGUGAAGCUGAAUGAUGAUCAGUGGCAUAGAGUUAAAGUUCAAGUCAGUCAGGACUCUUUUGUUCUAAAUGUAGACAGUGAGCCGACGUCCCUUCCUCUUGACUCAUCACAAAGUCUGGACUUAGUUGGGAACCUGUAUUUGGGAGGCAUCCAGGGGAAAAUGAAGGACGUUUUUCGUGAGAGCGGGUCCUUAGUUCAUGUUGAGGAAGACAUGACAGCUGAAUCCUUCAUCGGAUGCUUGGGAGAAAUCAAAGUAAAUCAGAAGGACAGAAGCCUGCAGGAUGCUUUGGUUACUAAAGAUGUUCAUGUUAAAUGUGAAGGAGAGGACUAUGACUACUCAACUUAUUAUGACAUAGACACAACUACAACUUCCCCACCUGUAAGCAUUACAUAUGAUUUUGACUCGAAUGAACAGCACUGCGUCCCAACAGAUGACAUGCCAGAGAUAUUCAGAAAUGUAACAAAACUUCUUGAUGUCACCAAGUUGCUUGUGUCUGAAGGUCAAGAAGCUUUUCUUGAUAUCAACAACUUAAGCCCUACAUUUGACCUCAGUGCUGCAGAUAUGCGUCAGUCUCAGAUCAUCUUUACUCUCCUGACUGACCCCUGGUAUGGCCUGAUUGAUAUAAAUACUAGCACGAGGCGCACAAAUAAGUUCACUCUUAUGGAUGUUGUCAAUAAGAAAAUUAAAUAUAUGCAUGAUGGAAAUGAAAGACAUGAUGAUAAAAUCCAACUUGAGGUGGUUGUCCACAGCAGCAGUUACCUUCCAGAAUGUUUAAAAAGUAGUCAGGAGUAUGUAAUCCCAGUUAAUAUCAUUCCUGUCAACAAUAUACCACAACUUGGUGGAGGGGAAAUUACCAUCACAGAGUAUGGCCGGACUCAUUUGACUCCUAGUAGUCUUAACCUUUUUUUUUCGGAUUCUGCCACUCGCUGUGAUGCAGCAGUAGUAACCGUAACCUCAGGGCCUUCCAUGGAGGUUGGCUACUUUGAGAAUGAGCAGCAACCAGGAAGAAGCAUCUCAGAGUUCACUUGCAGAGAGCUGAAAGAUGGACAUAUUUAUUUUGUACACAGACGGGGGAGUGCUGGUAAAAUUGCAAUGCAAGUGUCCGAUGGAGAGUCACUAAGCUAUUCAGCUAAUUUUGAUUUCUCUGUGACACAACCACAUAUGACCAUAGUCACCAACACCGGCCUUCUUGUGUCUCAAGGAAGCAAUGCAUCCAUAGGUGUUCAAAAUCUGUCCGUAAUUGCCAAUCCUCGUAAUGGAGAAGUUAUGUAUAACAUCACACAACCGCUGAUUUACGGAGAGUUACACAAGAUGACAAGUGAUGGGAUGUACAAGCAAGUUACAACUUUCUUUCAGUCUGAUCUGGAUCACGAGAAUCUCAGAUACUUUAGCAAGGACCCAAGAGACCAGGAUGACAUUGUGGUGGAACGGAUUCAGUUCAACAUUCACCUGGGACAGUUCUCUCUCUGGAACAACAGCUUCUUGGUGAAGAUUAUCCCUGCACAAGUGAAAGUUUCUAAUCUGGUGCCACUGGAGAUGGAGGUCGGUGAAGAGCAAACUAUAGGACUUACAGAGCUUCAGGCUGAAGUAAAAGGCAAAAAUUCCAAUCCAGAAACUGUUAAAUACAUCCUUGUCCAGCCUCCAACGCUUGGUAGUCUCCGUUUAUCAAACAAAGAGUUAGUUGAGGGUGACAUGUUCACCCAGAAAGACAUUAUGGACAACACUGUUAGCUACAUGGCCCGCGUUCAAAGAGCCGUGGAUAGUACUGAUCAGUUUCAGUUCAGAGUCUUUGCUGAAGCCCAGUACUCUCCUCUGUACACCUUCCCAAUUAACAUCCUUGCCAGUGCAGAUGCUCCUGUAUUGACCUCUGAGAGGCUGGUUGUCUUGCAAGGUGGUGAGAAUGCUGUGAACAAAAACUACCUUUGGCUGCAGUCUCCAAGUUCUACAAAUUUUGUUUAUCAUAUCACACAAGUGCCAAAGCAUGGGCGGCUAAUAAGAGAUUCCCCACCUGGAAUGCCUAGAUUCGAGGGGGCAAUUAGAGUAUUUAGCAAUGAAGACCUCCAGCUCAGCAGGCUGAUUUACAAGCAUGAUGGCUCCAAGACAAGCAGUGACGAGUUCCAUUUCUCAGCAAGAGAUCAAGAGGCUGCAGAUUCAGAGAACCCGGAAACAGUGAGUGGUAUUUUCAAAAUACUGAUCAGUUCCAAGAACGAGCAUGCUCCUGUGAGGACUGUGGAUAAGGUCUUCAAUGUAGCCCGCUACGGUCAGCGCCUGCUAACAACUGAUGUCAUUCAGUUUAAGGAUGAUGAUUCAGGUUUCAAUGACACUCAGAUUGUCUAUGCUCGUGAGGGAAUCCUCUCGGGAAAUAUUGUCUCAACGUCUGAUCCAUCCCUGCCCCUUUUCCGAUUUACACAAGCGGACUUGCGAGAUAAGAACAUCCUAUUCAUUCACCAUGGAGCAGAUCGGGAACGCUUCUCCCUCCAGGUGUCAGACGGCUUCCACAAGACCACUGCGCUGCUUCAGAUCCAGGCAGGUGAGCCCUACCUCCGGGUGGUGAACAACACCCUCGUCGUCAUCGACCAAGGCAGCACCAAGACCCUUAACACCACCUUGUUGAGUGCUGACUCCAACAUGGACAUCAGGGAUGACAGUGAGAUCAAGUUCCAGAUUACGUCACCACCCAGCGACGGCAGGAUCAUUGUGAGCGGUAUUGAGGCUUUGGCGUUCACACAGGAGGACUUGAAGAAAGGAGUUGUGUCAUAUGAGCACAACUAUGACAGUCUGAGUUCCAAGGACUCCUUCAGCUUCACAGUCCAAGCGAAAGGACAUUCAGAAGAAGGCACGUUCAGGAUUAAAAUAUUUAAACAAGGUCACUUCUCUCAGCCUGAAGUUGUGACCAAUGAAAUCAUCAUUUCCUAUGAGGGAGAGCACACCGUGAUCAACCAGGACCACCUCAAGGUGGAGCAAGCUGAUAUUCUGCCUACAGAAAUGGUGUUCACCAUUAAAGAAUCUCCUCGGCUUGGUCACGUGGUGAGGCUGACAAACAGUUCAGACAGCGCGGCCUCGCCAGUCCUUGACUACAUUCACUCCUUCACUCAGGAAGACAUUGAUCUGGGGAACAUUCUCUACGUGUCUCCACCCACCCAGGGAAGUGACGCCUUCACAGUGGACGUCAGUAAUGGCUUUACAACAGUGGAGGACCUGCACAUCAAAGUGGACAUCGUGCCACGGCUUAUCCCCAUCCUGAGCUUCAACUUCACCGUGAAGGAGGGCCUCAGCAGGGCAAUUAACGCAGAUAUUGUGAAAAUCUUACAUCCCUUUUACAGCUCAGCAAACAUUGACUUCGUUGUUGAACAGCCACCACAGCACGGGGAUAUCCGUUACCAGGAUGGAGAUGAACUUUCUUACUUCACGUGGGAAGAGCUGAAACUUGGACACGUCUUCUACAUGCACGACAGCACCGAGAGCACAGAGGACAGUUUCAAGCUCUCUGCCUCAGCUUAUGAGAUUGAUCGGCGAAGCCUCCCCUUCACCGUCCACAUCACUAUCAUACCAGUCAACGACGAGCCACCGAAACUGACACGUAACACGGGCCUGGAGGUUCUGGCUGGCGAGGAAGCUGACAUCACCUCCAGCAUGCUGACCACCGAGGACGCAGAUACACCCGCAGAGGAGCUGGUUUACCACGUUGAGAUGCCGACCAGCGGCGUGGUGGCGCUGAAGGAGGCGCCCGACGAAAGCAUUCUAAACUUCACACAGGCUCACAUCAACAAAGGGGAGGUCAUCUUCAUACACGAGGGUGAGGAGUCCGGUGGCUUCAGAUUCACCGUGACAGACGGAGAGCACACUUCUCCUCUCUACCAAUUUGUCGUCACAGCCAGGCCUCUCACCAUCACCAUGGAAACGCAGGAGGAGCUUGUAGUAUUUCCAGGAACGAGGCAGCUCAUCACUAAUGCCAAUCUGGGGGCUGUAACCAGUGACGAUGGAAAUGAGAUAAGCUACUCACUCAUCCGCCCACCUCGUUUGGGAAGACUCAUCCUGGCCAAUGACAGGAACCAGUAUGAGGAAAUUAGCAGCUUCUCUCAAUCACAGCUGGAAUCAGGAGUGGUCUACUAUGAACACCAGCUACCCACAGAGCCUUUCUGGGUUGUGAGGGACGCCAUCGAGCUUUCACUGUCAUCCCAACCUGCGCCAGAUGUCCGUCACAUCCUGCCCAUCACCAUCUCUUACUAUGCUGCUCACAGCAACAUCUCCUCACAGCUGUGGAGGAACAAAGGUCUGGACAUUGUACAGGGUCAGAGGAAGACCAUUGACAAUUCAAUUCUUGAUGCCUCCAACCUGCUGGCUAGCCUGCCUGAAGAUAAGAGAGAAGAUGCGGACGUAGUUUUUGAGAUCAAGCGUUUCCCUGGUCAUGGCCGUAUCACCCUGGGUGGUCAGGAACUGCCCCGCGAUGCCCCAUCCUUCAUGCAGGAAGAUGUAACUCAAGGGAAUCUGGAGUUUCUCCAUGACGACUCAGAGGCCUCCUCUGACAGCUUCUCUUUCAGGGCCCGCCUGAAGUCUGAGGGUGGUGGCGUGACCUCGCCUGCAGAGUCUGUGGUCCUGGAGGAGGUCUUUAACAUCUCAAUCAAACGGAGGGGCUCUGACCCCCCUGAACUAGUCACAAUAGACAUGCUAUUAGAGGUUCUUCAAGGCUCCAUGACCACCUUAUCUCAGAGGCAUCUUAACACUCAAGAUGAAGACAGCCCGCCAGAUGAGGUUCGCUUCAAGGUAACCAAAGCCCCAAGCAAUGGUCAACUGGUUAAUGUGAACACAAUGGAUCCGGUCUCUGAGUUCACACAAGAGAUGGUGAACCGUGGGCAAGUGGGCUUCUACAGUGAUGGCAGUCUUUCAGAUGGCUUUAUGGAGUUCAUUGUGUCAGAUGGGGAACACCAAACAGAGCCUCACACCCUUCACAUUGGUGUCCUAUCACGUACCCUGCUUCUUGACAAAGCUCCUGAGAUCAAAGUGAAGCAGGGUGACGACGAAACCCUAGUGACUGAAGAAAUGUUGAGGGCCACUACUGGGGGCCCUGUAGAGGAGGAAAUUCUUUACAAAAUCACAAGUGUUCCUAAGUAUGCAGCUGUCAUGGUAGACCGGCAGCCAACAUCAGCCUUCACCCAGAAACAGAUCAAAGAAGGUAGAGUCAGUGUCCGCUUUGUCAAGUCCACUUCACCUCGAGACAGUGUAGCAUUUGUGGCACGCAGCCGGGCUGCUAAUGUCUCCUCGGUCCUCAACAUCACUGUACAGCCGCUGGCCAACAUCGCUCAGGAUCCUCUCCUACCCCAGGGUGCGCUUGUCCAACUGGACAAAAAGCUACUGGAUUCAACUCCCUUGGCCAACAAGACCCGCAGCUCUCCCACAUUUACUGUCAUCCAGCAGCCAAGAGGAGCUCGUUUUGUGAGGUCUGGAGGUCCUGGUGCAGGUCAGCCAUUAGACUCAUUCAGCCAGAAGGACCUGGAUGAGGGUCGUGUAGCUAUGGAAGUCUUAACCAGCUCCUCUGGAUCACAGGGCAGUGCCGCUCAGGAUGAGGCCCGCUUUCUGCUCAAAGCCCAUGGGGUCCCUCCUGCAGAAUGUGUGCUUUCUUUCCAGACAGGGCCCUACAAUACUUCUGGCCUUUACCCUGCAACUCUGUUGAGGAUUCCCUCCAAGGGCAGUAAAAUCCUUCCUGAUAGGAGUGGGUCCCCUGAUGCCACCCCAUCUAGUCCCCACUGGAGAACGACAACAGCAUCUUCUGACUCUACCGUCCACGGGAGACCACAUGUUUCCCGGCGCAGCAACUUCUGGUCAAUUCUCAUCCCCAUCCUUGUGGUGCUCCUCCUCUUGCUGUUGGCGGCCGUGUUGGCUUAUUAUCUGAUCCGUAAAAACAAGACAGGCAAGCAUAACGUCCAGACCGCCGCAUCCAAGCCCAAAAACGGAGAGGUAGCUGGCACAGAAACUUUUCGCAAAACUGACCCGGCUAAUAACAUCCCCAUGUCCAACGUGAACUCCAAAGAUGCAGAUCCGGAGCUGUUGCAGCACUGUCGGACAACAAACCCAGCCUUGAAAAAGAACCAGUACUGGGUCUGAAACCCUUUGAGACUGGACAUAUAAGGAGGUGGAUCCUGGAAUGUUCAAAUCCUCCUCAAAUCAUUCCUCUCAGUAUUAAAGACCUCUUGCCACGCAGUUUAAAUAAAACUAGUCUUUAGGCACCAUUGUUUAUUUUCUUAUCUGAGCAUAACUGUGGACAAAAUCUCAGGCAACGAAACACUGAACACUCAUUGGCAAAGAAAGAGGCAGUUGUUGCUUUUUUUCUAUCUUAGGAGGCCUGUGCCAUGUCUAUUUAUUUUAGUAUUAUCAUUCCUCUUUGUCAAAGGGCACAAAUGAAGACAUAAACAUGCCAUGUGUUUGCAAAAAGUAUUUGUGGGUGUGCUCUGUAAUUGUAUUCCAUUUGAUAUCAUAGGCCAAUAUUAUUCAUUUGACUGGAUAGGUGAUGUAAUGUCUUGGUAGUGUGAUUCAUUUUUUGGUUCAGGAAAGUCGAUAAAUGUGUAUAUGCUGUAAGUAAUGAGGUAAAUAUGUUACCUCAUCAAGUAGAUGACAAACUGCCUCUUUGUGUUUUCUCAGAGUUUUCAAUUUUCUUCAAGGCACCAUCAGAUGUUGUUUGUCUUGGGGCUAAUUCGGGUUCACGGUACAUGCAUCACAACCCGACAUUAGCUACAGACUAAUUGUCACCCUUAUUUUCAGCCUUUAUGCCAAGCUAAGCUAAUGGUUGGCUAUUGGCUGUAGCUACAAAUACAACACUGUAUGUCCCAAAAUACAAAAUAUACAACUGUUACUUUAUUUUCAAGAAAUUCUACAAGUCCAGCUGACCUUAUUCAACGCUUAGAGUUUUAAAAGAAGAUAUCUUAGAUUGAAGCAUUUUUUUGGCUCUAUUUAGCUCCAAGUCACGUCAUCAUCUGUUGUAUUGUCACAUGUUUCUGCAUGCUUCCAGAGUUGUAAAUAUUUACUGGACUGGCACAGCACUGACUGCAUAACUAAACAGUACACAGUUAGUGAACCACAGACAGGACAUUAUUUGAGUGGUAUUGGCCUUAAACACAUCCUUAAUAGCUGACAGGCAGCUGUGAGGUCAAGUCGAACUGGGACAUUUCCAGUGUCCAAGUCUGCAAUUAAGCAUUCAUAAAAAGAAAACAAAAAAACAUAUUGGUGCUGGUGCUGGAAUAAUGAAUAAAAUGCUCCGCUGGUUAGGUUACGUUAACGUAAAAUGACACUGACUGAAUUUUAGUCUUCAAAGCUAUUUCUGAUUUUAAGCAUUCCAUAUGUAAGCUCUUUAUAUAGGCUGUCAUAUAUUAAGAUUAAAUAAAUCUUUAGACUUGUUUUUUGUAUGUUAAAACUGAGAAGAGAGCUACUGUACAUCAAAAUCUUCCUCUUUAGUUUCCCUUUGUUGUCACUCUGGCCUGUGAGAGUUGCCUUUUGAAUGUUGAAUGAGGUAAAGGUGAAGGUAAAAGUGCACAAUGAUGAACUUUUAUAUCCACUAAUGAAAAGAAAGACCGAAACAUCUGAUUUUCUGAAAAGUGUUUGACUAUUUGCUGUACGUCUCUUUUCUCUGUAUACCAAUGACACCUUACUCUUCGUUAGUCAUAUACUGAAUUUCCAGUCAUUUUUAUUAAUUUUCUAUUGACUUUUUUAUUUUUGUAGUGUUUCGAUAAAAGUAAAUAUAGAUUGACACAGAGCUCAGGUAGUGAUGUGUUUCAGGAGACUUUGUAUUUCCAGUGACAUUAUCUCAUAGCCGUAAUAAAAAAAAAAAGUUUGGUUCCUCUUUCAGGAAACCGCAUCCAAAUCUUACCAGUUUUAUUUGUAAAUAUUCUGCUUUUGAGUAAGAUUUUUGGGCCUGAUUAACAUUUCAAAUUAUAUAUAUCUAUAUCUAUCAUGUUUUGCGUUGCAGGUAUAUAUACAUGUAACGACAUAUAAUUAGACUGAUGAGCUAUAUGAGUUUUUUGUCUGCAAUUAUGUGUGUGUGUUUGUGCAGGUGCCUGUCACUCUUCUGUUUUCUGUUCACUGAAGGUUCACUCUCAUCACCAGCUCCUCUCAUUUUUCAUUAUUUAUUAUUUCUGUCACUCCCCAUUCAUCAAGUCAUAUUCAUGUUGUGUGGACUUUGUCAGAGAUUAAACUGUUGUCUGUAAACUACAGGUGCCUUUGGAAAUAAUCUUAUUAAGCGAUGUUUAGCUUUUGGAACAAGACAAUUGUGCUUUGAAGGUGCAGAAUGUCUCUGAGUUUGUUCUCGGCACUAAUAGAAAUAAAACGUUCAUGCAACAGAA
Mugil cephalus (flathead mullet) is the source of this 9262-nucleotide messenger RNA. RefSeq names its product chondroitin sulfate proteoglycan 4 (gene cspg4). NCBI's taxonomy places the organism in Eukaryota, Metazoa, Chordata, Actinopteri, Mugiliformes, Mugilidae. The transcript has 11 exons. The record is from RefSeq and is a predicted model, not a curated record. Bases 54 to 7034 code for a protein of 2326 amino acids.